UCUGCAUGCUGUUCCUCAUCUCUAAACUUCUCCAGAACUUCUAGAAUUCAUUUCGAGAUCUUUACUUUUGGAUGCAACGCCUCUCGAGUUUAUUUCUGAAUGGAGCAGCCACUGAUGCCUCGGGAAUCUGGCCAGUAUGUGGCGGAGCGGAGCCGGGACGUGUUUGUGGACGAGGAAGGUGUUAAGAAGGUGGCAGAGAUGCUCUACAUGCUAAGAGACAGCGAGGCUUUCACGGCCACUGGCUGGAAGAUGAUGAACCCACUUGCUCCCUCUCCGGACACAGAUGAAGCCAUUAACUGGGUGUUUGUGACCGACACUAUGAACUUCUCCUUCUGGCCUGAUAGAGAGGACCAGCAGUGUGAAGUGAACUACAGAGGAACCACAUAUCGUGGCUACAUGUCGCUGUGUGCAGCCAUCACCAGGGCUAUGGACGAGGGUGUGCCUAUCACCGACCCUGCCUACUUCUCCCAGAUGAGCGAGGCUGACUUGGCGCGUAUCCUUCGGUCAGAUAAUGACACACCCAUGCCCAUGCUGAAGGAGCGUCACGAGGCCCUCACCGAGGCUGGCCGUGUGCUCCUGCAGCAUGGCGGAUCUUUCCGGAGCUUCAUAAGCCACGGGCAGAAUGAUGCUGAGAAAAUGGUGCGGUAUAUUGUGGAUAACAUACCCUCCUACAGGGACGAGGCCACCUUUGAGGGCAAGAGGAUUUCCUUCUAUAAGAGGGCUCAGAUCCUGGUGGCGGAUUUCUGGGGGAUCAUGCAGGCCAGAGGUGAGGGGAACAUACCCAACCUGGACUACCUGACCAUGUUUGCUGACUACAGAGUGCCACAGGCCCUCGUCUACCUGGAGGCGCUACGCUACUCAGAUGCUCUCAUGGAGGCACUGAAAAAGGGUGAGUUGCUGAGUUCAGGUGAGCGGAGAGAAGUGGAAAUUCGUGGCUGUUCAAUCUGGUGUGUGGAGAAAAUCAAGAAUCACCUGUGGCAGCUUGUGAGGGAAAGAGAUGGGAAGAGCUGUGACAUUAACUCGGCUCUCAUUGACUUUUACCUGUGGCCUUAUGCAAAACAACACCAUGGAGAGAUGGCUCAUGUUCCCAUACACCACACGCGCUGUAUAUAUUAUUGAAACGUCUACAGACGUUACAUUUUUAAAAAUAAAUAAAUAAAAAUAUCUGAUAAGCA
Ictalurus punctatus (channel catfish) is the source of this 1175-nucleotide messenger RNA. RefSeq names its product Q-nucleotide N-glycosylase 1 (gene qng1). The record is from RefSeq and is marked provisional. Lineage: Eukaryota; Metazoa; Chordata; Actinopteri; Siluriformes; Ictaluridae.